Molecule: messenger RNA, 4666 nt
Organism: Pyrus x bretschneideri (Chinese white pear)
Lineage: Eukaryota; Viridiplantae; Streptophyta; Magnoliopsida; Rosales; Rosaceae
Product: disease resistance protein RPV1-like
Exons: 6
Coding region: 277-4311 (1344 amino acids)
Biological process (GO): defense response; signal transduction
Molecular function (GO): ADP binding
Source: RefSeq, a predicted model, not a curated record
AGAGUGAGCUAAGCCUCACAAUGGGCUAGCAAUAAUUGGUUCAAAUUCUCCUUUGGCAAUAAUCAAACCUAAGAUCUCUCAUUUACAAGUGAAGAAGAAUACCACUAGACCGUAAUACUAAGUGGCAGUAGGUACACUAUUAUUCAUGAUAAAACAAAAAACAAAAAUAUUAUUCUUAUCAUAUAUUUGUAUCAUCUUUUUGAUAGAGAUGGGAGUCACGUGCGUUGGCAGACCCUACCUUUAUUAGAGAAAUGACACAAUCAAUGGUACAAGUAAAUGGUAAGUACAGCACUACUCAAAAAAAAAAAAAAAAAAAGUUUGAUAGACUUACAAAAGAGAUUCUGCCGUCAACAGCUGAGGCCCUUCUGUCGUUUAUGUACAAUGUGCUUUGUUCUUAUCAGAGACUUACCCAUUCGAUAUGCAUGUUGCCAAACUCUCUGGCAAGAACAACGCUACAACCUCCAAGGUACAUUUUUGCAGGCUAUGAGUAUGGCUGCUUCUUCUUCUGCUGCUGCUAACAACCAUCUUCAUGAAAAGUAUGACGUGUUUCUUAGUUUCCGAGGCGAAGACACCCGCAAUACCUUUACCAGCCAUCUUCAUGCUGCUUUAUGUAGGAAGAAAAUCAAAACCUACAUCGAUGACAAUCUUGAGAGAGGAGAUGAAAUUGCACCUGCGCUUAUGGAAGCAAUCACGAAAUCAAAUCUUUCGGUGAUCAUAUUCUCGGAAAACUAUGCUUUUUCCACAUGGUGUUUGGGUGAGCUUGUGCAUAUAUUGCGAUGCAAGAAGGAAUAUGGACAGUGUGUUAUUCCCAUUUUUUACAGCAUCGACCCAUCACAUGUACGAAAUCAGCAGGGGACAUAUGGGGCUGCAUUUUCUCAACUUGAAGAACGUUUCCAGGACAAUAUUGACAAGGUUCACAAGUGGAGGGAGGCUUUGACGAAAGCAGCCAAUCUAUCUGGGUUCGAUAAUUUAAACAAAACUUGGACGGAGGCUUAUUUAGUUGAUAAAGUUGUGGAAGAUAUUUUGACCAAAUUGAGCGAAACAUUGUCAGAUGAUUUAAAGGGUCUGGUUGGAAUUGAAAGCCGCAUUAAUGAUAUCAAGUGGUUAUUAUGCAAUCAUUCACUAGAUGUUUUAACUGUAGGUAUUUGGGGGAUGGGUGGUAUUGGUAAGACCACUCUUGCUGAUGCUGUAUUUAACCGACUCUCUCGUAAAUUUGAAGCUUCAUGUUUUCUUGCAAACAUGAGGAAGGAAUCAGAAAAGCAUGAACCAAAUCACUUGCGAAAUAAACUUCUUCGAAAGAUAUUAAAUGAUGACAAACUAAAUAUCGACACACCAUCUAUAGGAUCAGAACUUGUUAAACGAAGGCUUCUGAAUACAAAGGUCCUCAUUGUUCUUGAUGAUGUGAAUGAUUCAGGCCAAUUAGAACUUCUAGUUGGAGAUCAGGUUCAGUUUGGCCCUGGAAGUAGAAUCAUUAUUACAACUAGAGACAGGCGCAUACUUAAGGAAAAAGUUGAUAAAAUUUAUGAGGUCAAGGGAUUGACACGUGAAGAAGCUCUUCAGCUCUUUCAUCUGAAGGCUUUCAAAAAUAAUUCUCCUGGGACAGAUUAUGCUGAGUUGUUAGGGAUGGUGGUAGAUUAUGCAGAGGGAAUGCCAUUAGCUCUUAAAAUUUUGGGUUCAUCAUUCCUUCACUGCAAGAGCAAAGAAGACUGGGAAGCAGAAUUGAACAAAUUGAAAAAGUUUCCCAGCCAAAAAAUUCACAAUGUGUUGAGACUAAGUUAUGAUGGAUUAGAAGAAAAUGAGAAAGAGAUAUUUCUUGAUAUAGCUUGCUUUUAUAGAGGAUCAAAUAUAAAUUUUGUAAAAAGAAUGUCAGAUUCUCGUGGUCUCUUUGCUGCUGGAAUUGAAGUUCUGGUUGAUAUGUCUCUCAUAAAAAUUUCAAGUCGAAACUGCCUAGAGAUGCAUGAUUUGGUACAAGAAAUGGGUCGGUCAAUUGUUCGUGAACAAUGUAUUGAAGAGCCUGGAAAACGCAAUAGGUUGUGCAUUGCUGAGGAUGCGUACCAUGUACUGAAAAAUAAUACAGGAACUGCAAAAGUUCAAGGCAUAUCCUUUAACACGCUUGAAGCUAGAGAACUAGACAUGAGUCCUUCAGCCUUCGAAAAGAUGUACAAUUUAAGAGUAUUGCAGAUUUGUGAUACAAAAUAUAUCUAUGAUGAUAAGUACUGCAAAUUAUACCUUUCUCAAGGUCUUGAGUUUCUUCCCAGUACUCUUAGUUUGCUUCGCUGGGAUGGAUAUCCUUUGAAAUCUUUGCCAUCUAAGUUUUCUCCAGAAAAUCUUGUUGAGCUUCGAAUGCCGUACAGCAAGGUUGAGCAACUUUGGACUAAAGAGCAGAAUCUUGGGAACUUAAAAGUUAUUGAUCUUAGUUAUUCCACUCAUCUGACUGAACUUCCUGAUCUCUCGAAGAGUCAAAAUCUGGAGUCUAUGAAUCUCUAUGGCUGUACAAGUUUGGUUUUAAUUCCUUCAGUUUUUCGAUAUCUUGGCAAGCUUACUUAUCUUAACCUUGGAUCCUGCUGGAGUCUCAAUAUUUCGCCAGGCAAUAUUGAAUUCUUAAGUUUAGUUAGCAGUGCAAUGGAGGAAUUGCCUUUAUCAUUCGGGUCCAACGAAAGCUCUCCUUGCUUGAUCCUUUCCCUUUCAAAAAAGCUUAAGAAAUGUGCAAGCACCAACUGUCAGCUGAAAUUCUCCUGCGGUGGUUUUUGUCCAAUGAUCAGCUCAUCUCUUGGAAAUUUUUCGAAGAUUCCCAAUAAUAUAACUGUGUUAGAUAUGACUGGAACAACAAUAGAAGUUUUUCCCUCAUCAAUCGAAUGCUUUUUUGGUCUCACAAAACUUGAGCUAAAAGAUUGCCAGAGGCUGGUAAGUCUCCCAACGAGCAUUUGUAAGUUGAAAUCCCUUGAGCGACUUGAUCUGAGUGGAUGCUCUAAAUUUGAACACUUCCCAGAAAUCUUGGAGCCCAUGGGAUGUCUGACUUUUCUUGGUUUAGAAGGGACAGCGAUUAAGGGGCUGCCCUCGUCAAUUGGGUGUCUUAUUAGUCUCAUUAAAAUUGAACUGGAAAAUUGCAAAAGGCUUGCAAGUCUCCCAACGAGCAUUUGUAAAUUGAAAUCAAUUUACCGCCUUAGUCUCAAUGGUUGUUUUGAAUUUGAGUACUUCCCAGAAAUCUUGGAGCCUAUUGAACAUCUGAAGUAUCUUAGUUUAGAAAGAACAGCUGUUAAAAAACUACCAUUGUCGAUUGGAAGUUUAGUGGGGCUAGAAACAUUAUAUCUCGGUCACUGCAAGAACCUUGAGUUUGUUCCAAAUGGCAUCUACAAUUUGAACUGUCUGAAAUAUCUCAGCUUUGAUGGCUGUUUGAAACUGCAAAAAUUGCCUCCCUUCCCAGUCAGUUUGUGCUCUUUAGUAGAACUAAACCUCAGUUACUGCAGUAUAUUAGACAUCACUGGUUCCAUCUUUUGCUUAGCCUCAUUACGGUCUCUAUAUCUAUGCGGAACCAUGAUUGACAGCAUCCCUGCAAGCAUCAAACAAGCCCUUCAACUGCGUCACCUGUACCUAAUCAAUUGCAGUCGCAUUCAUUCAUUACCUGAGCUCCCAAUACUUAGUUGUCUUCAUGCACAUGGCUGCAUAUCACUGAAGACAAUCUCAAGUUCAAAGACUGCACUCUCCCAAGGUUGGGAUGAAUAUGAAUAUUUUCCAGGGAUUUGCGAGGAAUUUAAAUUUUCUAAUUGCCCAAAUUUAAGUCAGAAUUCAUGGAGCAACCUAAUGGAUGAUGCGCUGAUUAGAAUUAUGCGAAUGGCAACUGCGACAUCUAACUUUAUAGAAGAAGAAGAUUCUGAAUAUUCGGAAGAAGAAGAUUGUGUGGUACAGAAUUAUGGGGAGGAAGGAUGUUCUGUUAUCAUUGUAUGUCCUGGGAAUGAGAUUCCAAAUUGGUUCAGCUAUCAAAAUGAAGGAUGUUCAAUGAAUAUCAAGCUUCCUCCAAAUUGGUUUGGUACUGAUUUCUUGGGUUUUGCUCUAUCUCUAGUUGUUACAUUCGACAACUACAAUAUUGAAAAGUUGAGGUUUGGGUGUAAAUCCAUUUUCAAAACCAAUAAUGGUGAAAGCCACGAAUUCAACUGUAGGGUGUCUGGCUCAGAUUGGGAUAGAGGCAACUACAAUUUUCAUUCCGAUCACGUGUUUGUGUGGUAUCCGCUACUCUUUACAAUGUCACUGAGGCCUCUGUUCACUUCUACCAACAGGAUCAUUCGGGUAGACCCGUUAACUAUUCCAAUCUGAUGGUGAAAAAGUGUGGGAUCUGCCUGUUGUAUACCCGAGUUGCUGAGAAAAUAAUAGUUGGAGAAGAUACUAUAAGCAAGAGGCGUCGUGAUGAACCUGAAGCUUGGGGAAGUGAGAUUUUUAGCUCUUUUGAGGACCAAAAAGAUGAACUACUUCCUCAAAUAACUAGAAAGAGAAAAAAUGGAGGUGCAGAUUGUUAGAUACACUGCAUAUUCAGGUUGCACGAUUGCAUGGAUGAUAUGGAAUUCGCCAGUCACCUUUGUUGGAUUGAUUACCAUAGAUCAAUUACAUUCAGUUAAGUUUAUAAUACCUGCAGGAUUUAUUUAUUAAUUAAAUAAAUCAUUCAUUUAAUCCA